ACACACCUGUAUUCAAUUUUGAGCCUUCCUCCCCUUUAACCUCCUGGGGUUUGAUGUCCUAAUAUUAGGACAAAAUACCUACUAUGAAAUUUGAAUCUACGUUAAAUGGAAUUGAUUUGCUUUUGUUUUGAUCCAUUCGAUUUUCAAACAAAAGAAAUUCAGCCCUGUUUUUUAGUACCAUUGAUUCAAAUUUGAUUGUCAAUUUUUUUGUAUGGUGGGCUGCCAGAGGAUAAUAUGUUCCAUAUGUAUAGAUAUUUAUAGACAUAACUGUAGACUUUGUUGGCCAUGAACUGAGAUUAACAUUCAAACAAAAAGAUUUAAAGCCAUCAAUCCAAUUACAUACAUUAGUAAAGGUGUUCCUGCAAGCAUGUCAAAUACAGAACAAGGACAAAACAAGGAAAACUAUUGAAACUACAAUAGGAAUGGGUAGUGAAGUGUAGUGGAGUGCAGUGAAUGGACAAUGAGCGACUCGCCAGGAGUGGAAUGGCUGCCGGCGUACAGCCCGGGCCCGCCGCGGCACAGCCCGCUGGGGCCCAUCCCGCGCUUCCUGUUCGAGGGCGUGCAGCCGCUGGGACUGCAGGAGAACAACAACAAGGAGGCAGACCAGAAGGAGAACGCGAACAAGAUCAAGCACGCCAAACCCGCCUACAGCUACGCCAGCAUGAUCCGCCUAGCCAUCAGCAGCUCGCCCAACGGGAAGAUGACCCUCAACGAGAUAUACACAUACAUCUGCAAUGCUUUCCCUUACUACAGGGAAGCUGGGAAAGGAUGGAUGAACUCCAUCAGGCACAAUUUGUCACUGAACAAAUGCUUCAUGAAGGUGGCUCGCAGUAAAGACGACCCGGGCAAAGGGUCCUACUGGGCUAUGGACAGUAGUUAUAAAUUGUCUGAGGUCACUCCGCGGCGGCGGAGAUCGUUACGGAUGGCGCCGUACAGUCCGGAGUGCAGCAGCAACAGCAGCGGCGAGGCGGCGGGGGUGGGGGCGGGGGUGGGGGGAGCGCUGGCGCCCGACGCCGCGCCCACGCCGCCCGCCACGCCCACCGACCCCGCGCCCGACCACACCAAGCUGGGCGCCGCGCCCCAGCCACAGACCACAGAAUCGAGUCAUACAGACGACGCGUUAACGGCGCUCAUGAACGAGGAGCUAAUAUCAGACGUGGACAUAAGUGAAGAGCGGUCAUGGUGCUCGGGCGGAAGACGGCACGUGUGCGCGACGCAGCUCACGUCGCUCACCGACGACUACGGCAACUUCGUCGUCUCCCACCACUGCGACUGCCCCCCCGACGACCCGCUCCCCGCCACCCCACAGACCCCACAGACCCCCCACGCGCCCCACAGCCCGCUCUACUGGCCCGCCGACUUAUAACACCCCGUCGCCUGAACCCGCCCCACAGGUGAGAUCUGUCUAACCACAUCUGUGAAUGCGGCUGGGGAAUAAUCAUUUAUUAUGACGCGAGGCGAAACAGUGAGGUUAGGAAGACAAGGCGCUAUCAUAUUUUUCACGUAAACCCAAGAAUUUUGAAACUAUUGUAGAAAGAUCCUCUCGUAUUUACUAAAGAUCUAGUAUUACAAGUAUCAAGUAAUUACGAAGAGGGAAUAAGGGCCGGUUGCAACAACUAGUGAUGUGCAAGUUGCGGAAACUUUCCAGAAAAAAUUUAAAUUUUAUGAAAAAUUCACGAAACUCACGAAAAAUAAAUGGAAUUUAAAUUUAUGAAAUGG
This is a messenger RNA of Leguminivora glycinivorella, 1719 nucleotides long. Its product is annotated as forkhead box protein J2-like. Gene Ontology annotation, biological process: regulation of transcription by RNA polymerase II. Bases 461 to 1366 code for a protein of 301 amino acids. Lineage: Eukaryota; Metazoa; Arthropoda; Insecta; Lepidoptera; Tortricidae. Gene Ontology annotation, cellular component: nucleus. The record is from RefSeq and is a predicted model, not a curated record. Gene Ontology annotation, molecular function: RNA polymerase II cis-regulatory region sequence-specific DNA binding; DNA-binding transcription factor activity, RNA polymerase II-specific. The transcript is spliced from 7 exons.